CUCUCCGCCGCCGGGCGCUCCGCUCCUCCGCGCCAGCUCGCCCGCCUCCCCCUCCGAGGCCAAACACACCACCGAGCCCAGCCGCGCGCGAGCUCAGCUCAUCACCAGCCUCGUCUCACCCUCGGCGCGCGCCAUCUAUAUAAGCGUCCGCCUCGCUCCGCACUUAAAGCGAACACCAGUGUUAGCUCCGCACCACGCGCGGAGAGGGCAGCAGUGGCGGCGGCUGCGAUUAACGCCAGACAGAUAGGUGGUAGAGGAAGAAAGGGGGAGAGGGGAAGGGCCAGCGAGAGCUAGCUGAGAGGCGAACUGAAGGAGAGGGCAGCCGCAAGUACUGUAUAGCUUGUAGGCAAUGAGGUCGAGGGCGCCGUCGUUGCGGCGGAGCGUGGUUGCGGCGGCCGUAGUGGCGCUGACGGCGGCGUGGUGCGCGGCGGCGCAGCUGAGCCAGAGCUACUACGCGUCGACGUGCCCCAACGUGGACACCCUGGUCCGCGGCGCCGUCACCCAGAAGCUGCAGGAGACCUUCAACGCCGCGCCGGGCACGCUGCGCCUCUUCUUCCACGACUGCUUCGUCAGGGGCUGCGACGCGUCGGUGCUGCUGUCGGGCCCCGACGACGAGCACAGCGCGGGCGCCGACACGACGCUGUCCCCGGACGCGCUGGACCUCAUCACCCGCGCCAAGGCUGCCGUCGACGCCGACCCGCGCUGCGCCAACAAGGUCUCCUGCGCCGACAUCCUCGCGCUCGCCGCCCGCGACGUCGUCUCGCAGACGGGCGGGCCGUACUACCCGGUGGAGCUGGGCCGGCUGGACGGCAAGGUGGGCACGCGCGCCGUGGUGAAGCACAGACUCCCCGGCGCCGGCUUCGACCUCGACCAGCUCAACAAGCUCUUCGCCGCCAACGGCCUCACCCAGACCGACAUGAUCGCGCUCUCAGGUGGGCACACGAUCGGCGUGACGCACUGCGACAAGUUCGUGCGGCGGCUGUACCCGUUCAAGGGCGGCGCCGGCGCCGGCGGCGGCCCGCCGAUGAACCUCUACUUCCUGCGGCAGAUGCGGCAGACGUGCCCGCUCAACUACAGCCCGUCGGCGUUCGCCAUGCUGGACGCCGUGUCGCCCCGCAAGUUCGACAACGGCUACUACCAGACGCUGCAGCAGAUGAAAGGCCUGCUGGCCUCCGACCAGGUGCUCUUCGCCGACCGCCGCUCCCGCGCCACCGUCAACUACUUCGCCGCCAACCAGACCGCCUUCUUCAACGCCUUCGUCGCCGCCAUGGCCAAGCUCGGCCGCGUCGGGGUCAAGACCGGCUCCGACGGCGAGAUCCGCCGGGUCUGCACCAAGGUCAACUAGCUACUACCUACCUGCAGCUGGAUCGAUCUGCACCGCCGUACAUUUCUGGCUAUACUAGAAAGGUUGUCUGAGAAGAAUGCCCACCAUGUCCAUGUCAUGCAGAGUCUCAAGAGUCCAUGAUCACAGUCACAGUGUAUUAAUUCGUUAAUCCGCCGAUUCUUUCCUUGAUUGUGUAUGUAGUAAAAAUCAUGUAACAAGAAGAGGUAGCCCCAUACAGUACGGUCUUAGGAUAAAUAUUUUCAGCUCAUGGCCUACCCACCAUGUGAAUGUGAUAGGAAAAGAAGGUACUACUAUACUUACCACAUCGAUGUAAAUGCCACAAUUGGUCCGGUUAGUUGAUCAAGUAUAUGCCCACCUUCCUUUUUGACA
Molecule: messenger RNA, 1714 nt
Organism: Panicum virgatum (switchgrass)
Lineage: Eukaryota; Viridiplantae; Streptophyta; Magnoliopsida; Poales; Poaceae
Product: peroxidase 16-like
Exons: 4
Coding region: 350-1345 (331 amino acids)
Biological process (GO): response to oxidative stress; hydrogen peroxide catabolic process
Molecular function (GO): heme binding; peroxidase activity
Source: RefSeq, a predicted model, not a curated record